UUGGUUGGUCUAUUUUUUUCAAGUUUUUGAACACUCCCAACUUUCCCUCCACUCCUUUAGUUUACCACAAUACCCAAUCUAUCUAAACAUGUAACCACCAAACUCCAAAUAAUUUGCAUGGCAUGUUUGAGUAAUGUGAUCCAUGAAUUUGCUUCUUUUGUAACAACAAUGCUUCUUUUGUAACAACAACAAAAAUGUCUCGUGGAAUAUAUGUUUGUGCCAUUCGGAUGAAAAAUGAAUUGAACGAUGAAAAGGGCUGAAGAAAAACAAAGGGUUCGAUUACCAAAUAUAUAGAAACAUGAAGGGCCUUUUAUGUGAUUUAUUAGGGAAAUGAUAAACGCAAUCAAGAAAAAUAAUUCUACGUUUGAAACGUGACGUUUGAUUCUUUUUCUCAGGGCAAAGGCAAAGCAAAUCCUCUGGUUGAUCAGUAACAUGUGGCAGAGGAAGAGGAAUCAGACACUGCAAGGAACACACACGAGAAACGUCUCUCUCUUAGUUCUGGUUCAGGUCUCGAUCGAAUUGAUUUGAAAUGGGUUCGUUUGGGAUGCUUUCGAGGAGAACGUUGGGCACUGAUAUGCCCGUCAUGGCUCAGAUUCGGAGUUUGAUGGCGGAAUUGACGAACCCCAUGUCUCUCGCCCAGGGAGUGGUGCAUUGGCAGCCUCCUCAAAAGGCCUUAGAGAAGGUCAAGGAGCUUGUCUGGGAUCCUAUCAUUAGUUCUUAUGGCCCCGAUGAAGGUCUUCCCGAGUUGAGACAGGCUCUUCUCAAAAAGCUGCGUGAAGAAAACAAGCUAACCAAUUCACAAGUGAUGGUUACUGCAGGUGCCAAUCAGGCGUUUGUGAACCUUGUUAUUACAUUAUGUGAUGCUGGUGAUUCGGUUGUCAUGUUUGAGCCAUACUACUUCAACUCCUACAUGGCCUUUCAGAUGACAGGAGUCACCAACAUAAUUGUUGGUCCUGGCCAGUCAGACACUCUCUAUCCUGACGCUGACUGGUUAGAGAGGACACUGUCUGAGUCUAAACCGACUCCGAAAGUUGUAACUGUUGUGAAUCCUGGUAACCCAAGUGGCACCUAUGUCCCUGAACCGCUGCUUAAGAGGAUUGCUCAAAUAUGCAAAGAUGCAGGGUGCUGGCUGAUUGUAGAUAACACAUACGAGUAUUUCAUGUAUGACGGUUUAAAACAUUGUUGCGUUGAGGGAGACCACAUUGUUAAUGUCUUCUCUUUCUCUAAAACCUAUGGCAUGAUGGGUUGGAGGCUUGGAUAUAUAGCUUACUCAGAGAGAUUAGAUGGGUUUGCAACAGAGCUUGUGAAAAUUCAGGACAACAUCCCAAUCUGUGCUGCCAUAAUCUCGCAGCGACUGGCUGUAUACGCAUUAGAGGAAGGUUCUGGGUGGAUAACGGAACGGGUAAAGAGUCUAGUGAAGAACAGGGAUAUUGUGAAAGAGGCGCUUGAGCCGCUGGGGAAGGAGAACGUUAAGGGAGGAGAAGGAGCGAUAUACCUGUGGGCAAAACUGCCAGAGGGACACAGAGAUGAUUUCAAGGUGGUGCGGUGGCUGGCUCACCGCCAUGGUGUGGUGGUGAUCCCGGGGUGUGCAAGUGGUAGCCCCGGGUAUCUCCGGGUUUCCUUUGGAGGGUUGCAGGAGGUUGAAAUGAGAGCUGCAGCGGCGAGGCUGAGGAAAGGAAUAGAGGAGCUGCUUCACCAUGGAAUGGUGGAGUGAGACGUUGUUUAAAGAAGGGUCAAAAGAUGGUUACUUUGCGUUUGGUUGAAGCUAUAUAGUUGUUUUAAAAAGAAAUAAAAGAGUGUUUGUUUAUUCAAUAAUCAAUAUAGCUGAUUCUUCUUUACAAAGUCAUUGUAUUUGGGAUGUUGUUACCAAUGGUUGAAUCCUUAACCCCUUUGGUGUAUGUAUAUACUCUUUACUUAUUCAAAUGAAUAAUCCAGCAAUGAAUGCAAAAGCAAAAACUGGAUCAGCUUUAUUCGUUAUGAGUCUUUCUCUAAAUUCAAAAAUUUAAAUUCGAGUCUUAUGAUUGACGUUAUGACUUGUGAGA
Molecule: messenger RNA, 2042 nt
Organism: Arabidopsis thaliana (thale cress)
Lineage: Eukaryota; Viridiplantae; Streptophyta; Magnoliopsida; Brassicales; Brassicaceae
Product: Pyridoxal phosphate (PLP)-dependent transferases superfamily protein
Exons: 9
Coding region: 530-1714 (394 amino acids)
Biological process (GO): amino acid metabolic process
Cellular component (GO): cytoplasm
Molecular function (GO): pyridoxal phosphate binding; L-methionine:oxo-acid transaminase activity; catalytic activity
Source: RefSeq, marked reviewed